AUGAAGAGCGUCGUCUCUCGUGUGACACAGAAGGCGUUUUCUCACGCACGGGGAUUUCGUUCUAGUGGUCUUAUAACCAAUGUAAUAGCAGAAGAUCCUGCGAUGACACGUGUAUACGGUGGUCUUAAAGAUGAAGAUCGCAUCUUUACGAAUGUCUAUGGAGAAGACACUUGGCGUGUGGAUGGGGCAUUGCGUCGUGGAGAUUGGUACCGCACAAAGGAUCUUUUAUGUAUGGGUCCUGAAUGGAUUGUACAAGAGAUUAAAGACUCGGGUCUACGUGGACGUGGAGGUGCUGGCUUCCCAAGUGGUCUUAAAUGGUCGUUCAUGCCUAAACAGACAGACGGUCGUCCUUCUUUUCUUGUAGUCAAUGCUGAUGAGAGUGAACCAGGCACAUGCAAAGACCGAGAGAUUAUGCGAAAAGACCCACAUAAACUAGUAGAAGGCUGUCUUCUUGCUGGAUUUGCCAUGCGUGCGCGUGCUGCGUACAUUUACAUUCGUGGCGAGUUCUUUAAUGAGGCUUUGAUCCUUCAGGAAGCUAUUCAUGAGGCUUAUCAACGUGGAUUCCUUGGUGAAAAUGCUUGUGGAUCUGGAUAUGACUUUGAUGUGUAUCUACAUCGUGGUGCUGGUGCUUAUAUUUGUGGAGAGGAGACUGGACUGCUGGAGAGUCUGGAAGGCCGCCAGGGUAAACCUCGACUCAAACCACCUUUCCCGGCUAAUACGGGCUUGUAUGGAUGUCCCACGACGGUGACGAACGUGGAGACAGUGGCUGUGUCUCCGACGAUCCUACGUCGUGGGGGAUCGUGGUUUGCUAGCCUUGGACGUAAGAACAACCAUGGGACCAAGCUUUUCUGCAUCUCUGGACAUGUUAAUAAUCCAUGCAUAGUAGAAGAGGAAAUGAGCAUUCCUCUUCGUGAUUUAAUUGAUCGUCACUGCGGUGGCGUUCGUGGUGGAUGGGACAACUUGCAGGCGUGUAUCCCUGGUGGGUCUUCUGUCCCUGUGUUGGAUGAGGAAUUAUGCCAGGAUAUCAUGAUGGAUUAUGAUGAUUUGAAGCAGCGUGGUGGCUCCGGUCUAGGCACGGCGGCCGUCACCAUUUUUGACAAGAGUGUUGACAUGGUGGGUGCCAUCCGUCGGUACUCGCACUUCUACACCCACGAGAGUUGUGGUCAGUGCACGCCGUGCCGUGAAGGCACUGGCUGGAUGGAGAAGGUACUUACCCGCAUGGAGACGGGUGAGGCCGAACUUGAGGAGAUCCCGAUGCUGGAGGAAAUCUCGCGUCAGAUCGAGGGCCACACGAUCUGCGCUCUGGGUGACGCUGCCGCCUGGCCCGUACAGGGUCUGAUCCGCAAGUUUAAGCAUAAGAUUGUGGAACGCAUCGAGGAUCCGUCCAGCUUUAAGCCGGAAGAUCACUUUCAAAAGUCGUGGCCCGGUGCUCCCCUUGAGAACCAAACGUGGGUGGACAAGUUUUCCGACGGCUCGGCUUACAAGUCUGCGUAA
Molecule: messenger RNA, 1494 nt
Organism: Peronospora farinosa
Lineage: Eukaryota; Oomycota; Peronosporomycetes; Peronosporales; Peronosporaceae
Source: the annotation of a GenBank genome assembly